Molecule: messenger RNA, 699 nt
Organism: Trichoderma reesei QM6a
Lineage: Eukaryota; Fungi; Ascomycota; Sordariomycetes; Hypocreales; Hypocreaceae
Exons: 2
Coding region: 64-699 (211 amino acids)
Molecular function (GO): acyltransferase activity, transferring groups other than amino-acyl groups
Source: RefSeq, a predicted model, not a curated record
CACUGUUCGUUGUAGCCUCCAUCCUGGGUCACAGUCAUUCCUUGAUCCUACAUAAACGCCAUCAUGCCUCUCGUUGUCGUCCCAGCAACAGAAGCAGACCUCCCUCGCUCCUUUGCCAUAGAAAGACGAGCCUAUGGCCCCAACAAGACCAGCCCGAUCCUGUUCCCGGGAGAGGGCCUCAGCCUCGAGGACCGCGUCGCCCAGAUGUCGGCGCGCAAGAGAGAUGAUCCAGCCUGUCAGUGGAUCAAGGUUGUCGAUGUAGACUUGGAAGCCAAGGGCGAGGAGAGCAUGAUUGCCUUUUCGCAGUGGUUCGUCUACUCGGACGGCGUCAAGCCCAGCCUGCCCAAGAGGUCGUGGGGUGCAGGUACCAACCCCGAGGCUUGUGACGCCUUUUUCGGGGAGAUGGAUCGCAGGUGGUGGGAUCGCUUUGAGGGAAAGUCUCACCUCUACCUCAAGCUCCUCCACACUGACCCGGACCAUCAAAGACGCGGCGCCGGCAGCUUGUGUCUCCAAUGGGGCACCGCCGAGGCCGACAGGCUGGGCCUCGUCUCGUAUCUCGAGGCUUCUGAGGAGGGCCGGCCGCUGUAUGAAAAGUUUGGCUUCAAGGAGGUAGGCCGGGUUGUUGUUGACUUGUCGAAAUGGGGCGGCACGGAGCCUGCAACGGCAUAUCUGAUGGUUCGCGAGCCGCUGCUCAAUUAA